AUUAAUGAACUUGGCGCAAAAGCCUGUGAUUGGCUUACAUGCCCAGUUUCCAGGACAACUCAAAACACAAAUGGUUUCAUUAAAGAACAGUUGCUUAUGUGUGAAGUUCUCGUUUAGGAUUUCUUGACCUCGUUUUAUCCUAGAAAACAUAUAUUUGAAUGUUGCCUUACAACCGGGGACUUAAUUGACACGUGAUUUUCUAGCUUGUUUUUAGCCAGAAAUACUUAAACUAAAUUCCCAUUCUCAUGGAUGGGAAUGCAGAGCAGAAAGAGAAUGAUCCUGGGUCCAAUCCCAACAUUGAAAACACAGAGCUGAAGAACGAUGAGCAACUCCAGCAUACACCGGCUGAAGAGCCCUCAGAAGAGGGCAAAUCCACUAAUGCUGAUUACUGUAAGAAUAAAGCUGACACGGCUACAGAUGAGGCUGAGGAGGUGGUAGCAGUGGAGCAGAGUGGGCAAGAGUCUGAAAAAGCUUUAGGGGAACAGGCAACAGAGCGUAUCUCGGCUGAGACAGAGGGAGGGAACCCAGCCGCUUCUGAGCCAGGAGAGGGCGCUGGAGAUGAGUCACCCACAGGACCUAACCUACCAACGAGUGAGACAUUCGAAGAGGGAGAGGUCCCGGAGAUGAAGCCUCUAAUAGGGGAGCCUCUCUCCCGCGAGGGGAGCCUCACACUCGAAGAUGUCGACAACAACAAUGAUGAUGAAGACGGACCGCCAAAACUAGACCCAGGGACUCCCGAAAGGGAGAGUUCUGUGCAGGUUGAGGAAAAGGGUCCCUCUGUAACCAAAGAGACGGGCCCCAGCAUCGACUACAAAGAGUACAUGAACUUCCUUUAUGAGUUGCAGGCGGAGAAGGACAAACUGAGCCAGGUCAACGGUCAGCUCCAGAUCAAGCUGGUGGAGUACUUCCGCAAGAAGACUGGUGAUGACGCACGUCCUGAGAAGGAGAAAGCCGUGUCGGACCAGGAGCAGCGCUACCAGAAGUACAUGGCCAUCAUGGAGGACCUGAAGUGGCAGCACCGGCUGGACUCGGAGGCAGCCCAGCAGCAGGCAGAGGAGCUGAGGCAGCAGAGCCAGGAGAAGCUGGGCCAGCUGGAGACCGAGUGGAGCGCUUUUAUGGCACUGAAGCGCGACAUGGCCGUGACGGCCCUGAGCCGGCGCCUUGGGAAACAGGCGGCGGUGGUCGAGGUAGAGCAGAUCCAGGCGGCCGAGCAGCGGCGCCAGAAAGAGCUGGUCACCGUGCGCCUGGAGAAUAUCAAGCUAAAGAACAAGACGCGCAAGUUUGAGGCCACACUGCGUGCUAAGGAGAUGCUCGCUGAGGGCCUGCACCUCAUCGACUUUGAGCAGCUGAAGAUAGAGAACCAGACGUAUAAUGAGAAGAUAGAGGAGCGCAACGAGGAGCUCCUUAAACUGCGCAAGAAGAUCACCAGCACAGUCCAGGUACUAACCCAUGUGAAGGAGAAGCUCCAGUUCGUGCAGAUGGAGAACCAGGCCAAGCGGGCCCAGUUGGCUGAGGUGGAAGUGGUGGUGGCCAGGAAGAGGGAUGUGCUGACCAGGACCAAGCAGGCCAGGGAUGGCCUCCGUAUGGACAACCUGAAGCUGCGCCAACGCUGCGGCCUGCUGGGCAACGAGAUCCUGCUGAGGGACUUUGAGGAGAAGGUCGACGCCUCAGACGACCUGGAGGAGAGGCUGGAGGGGCUGAAGAGGAGGCACGCAGAGCUCAUACUGAAGUGUGCCGGGGUCAAGAAGAAACUGGAGUACACCAAACCCUAACCCAAACCCUAAUCCAAACCCUAACCCUAACCCAAACCCUAACCCAAACCUUAAUCCUAACCCAAACCCUAAUCCUAACCCAAACCCUAAUCCUAACCCAGACCCUAAGCCUAUCUCAAACCCUAAGCCUAUCUCAAACCCUAAUCCUAACCCAAACCCUAAUCCAAACCCUAACCCUAACCCAAACCCUAACCCAAACCUUAAUCCUAACCCAAACCCUAAUCCUAACCCAAACCCUAAUCCUAACCCAGACCCUAAGCCUAUCUCAAACCCUAAGCCUAUCUCAAACCCUAAUCCUAACCCAAACCCUAAUCCUAACCCAGACCCUAAGCCUAUCUCAAACCCUAAUCCUAACCCAAACCCUAAGCCUAUCUCAAACCCUAAGCCAAACUGAAGUGUGGAAAUCGAGGAGCGGAGGCGAGGAGAGGAAACAUGGAAACAAUAUGUUUGUAGGAAAUGAGACUCCUUCUCCACUCAGGCAAAUGACAUUUACAGCGGUAGAAUGAAACGUGUAAAGUGCUAAGGCUAGAUGUGCAAGACAUGUUAUAGAUGUUAUAGAUUAAAAGAAAAGUAGCGUGUUGUUUUGAAAUGUGUGCAUGUAAGCAACAGUUGAUUCAAAGGGGGAGUGGCAGAUUUCAAAACUCCUCUGCAGAGCAAACACAGAGGAGGCACUUCAGUAUCCAACGCGAGAGGAGUUUAUAGGCAGGUAGGAGUCUUUGCGAAGUCUGGUGACAUGAUAAGUGAGGGUAGUAACCAAGGGGAUGGAACUCGGAGGCAGGGUUGGAGGCGGGGACUACUUGGGGCAACUUCACGUCUGGUUGGCUGGGGGUUACUCCUCGGUUCACCUACUAACAAAUUGACACUCUCCUCGACCACUUAUUGGUUUCCAGGUCACAGAGGAAAGAAGGACUGAGGAGUCAAGGAGAGGACAGACUUUUCCAAUUGAGAAUCUCCCAAGGUCUAUAUGAUCAGUCAGAAAUCACCAACUGGUCAUAGAAGGAAACCAUAUGUAUUAUAAUAAGUAGUCUGUUAUUUUAUUUGCUGACAUGUUUUAGUUGUUUUGCAUUUACAACCCCUGAUAAUAUAAUAACAGUUGUCAUGAAGGAAAUUGUCAUACUCAAGGUUGGUGAGCGGUUUAUUUGCAACUAGUUUAAGUUGUCUCUUGUCUUUAAAAUGUGAAAUUCAAAUUACAUUAUCAAAUUUC
Oncorhynchus kisutch (coho salmon) is the source of this 2976-nucleotide messenger RNA. RefSeq names its product cilia and flagella associated protein 184 (gene cfap184). The transcript has a single exon. Gene Ontology annotation, biological process: cilium assembly. The record is from RefSeq and is a predicted model, not a curated record. Lineage: Eukaryota; Metazoa; Chordata; Actinopteri; Salmoniformes; Salmonidae. The coding region runs from base 246 to 1772 and encodes 508 amino acids. Gene Ontology annotation, cellular component: ciliary basal body; axoneme.